Molecule: messenger RNA, 1527 nt
Organism: Darwinula stevensoni
Lineage: Eukaryota; Metazoa; Arthropoda; Ostracoda; Podocopida; Darwinulidae
Source: the annotation of a GenBank genome assembly
CCCGCGUCCGAGUGAAUUACUGUUACAGAACGGUUUCGAUGGCGGAGGGACGAACGCGUCCGUAGCUUUUUUUGGGUCUCGUCAUGACGGGGACCGAGAAAGACGAGAAAUUACCCUCUGGGGCUCGCAUCGGGGGCGUCACCGGGCUUUUGAUCAGAUGGAAGGGGAGCAUCUACAAACUGAUCGGAUUGGACAUCAUCGUCUGGCUCCUUUUCUUCUACACCUUCAGUUGCGUCUAUCGAUUUCUAUUGAAUGGGGAGCAAAAAGACGUGUUCCAGAAGGUUGUGGUUUACUGCCGUGACUUCACGAACAACAUCCCGCUGACGUUCGUCCUUGGCUUCUACGUUACCACGGUCCUUAAUCGGUGGUGGGGGCUGUGGAAUUCCCUGCCCUGGCCGGAUGACGUCAUUCACUAUCUCACCACUUACCUCAAUGGACAGGACGAGCGAUCGAAAUUGAUGAGAAGAACUAUCCUGCGACACGUGAACCUGGGGAUUAUCUGCUGCAUGAGGUUCUUCAGCAGUCGGGUCAGGAAACGAUUCCCGUCCAUGAGAAGCCUCGUUGAAGCAGGGCUAAUGGAAGAAGGCGAAAGACGGAUGAUGGAAGUGAUGGCAGGAGAUUCGUUGAGAUCCAUGUUCUGGAUCCCCCACAUGUGGGCGACGAGAAUCGCCCAUCAAGCCAGGGAGGAGAAUCGGAUCGAAAGCGACUUGGGUCUCCGAGGCAUCGUCGAUGCCGUCAACGGUGUCCGUCGGACGUGUGCCCUCUGUCAACAUGUGGAAUUCAUAGAAGUCCCGAUCGUCUACUCCCAGGUGGUGACACUUGCCACUUACAGCUACUAUUGUGCUUUGGUGUUCGGGAGCCAGUCCAUAGAUGGUGACAACAGCGAAAAAGAUGAUAUCAACGCCUACGCUCCCAUCACAUCAGUAUUCCUGUUGGUCUUAUAUGUCGGGUGGCUGAAAGUGGCCGAGUCUCUCAUCGAUCCAUACGGAGAAGAUGAUGCUGAUUUCGAGCUUAACUGGCUUCUUGACCGUCACAUCAAAGUAACAUACGUGACGGGAGAGGGGUUGAACACGGACUUCAAGGAAUUCACAUGGAAGGACAUGUUCCCUUGGCUCUAUGACCAAACCUUGACGCCGAAACCGAAACUGCUCGUCUACGCCAACAUGAUGGACAAAGACAAAGAUGCCAAGAUGCCAGAUCCGGUGGUGACGCCCAUUCCUCCUGGUGAUCCAGCCGUUUUGGAGAAGGCAACCCUUUUCCGAUUACUGAGAAGGAAUAAUGUCCAAGUGGCACCGGCUCCUGGACCUCCGACCAAUUCCCAGAAUCGGUACAGUUUCAAGCCUGCUCACAAGGAUGAUCUGCAUUUCGAAGAAGAAUGGGGGAAUCCGUAGCCCCAUAUCUGCAUCUCCGCAAAUGACUCUUCAUGUAUCAUUUCUCCCCACUAUUUGCACCACUCCAAAAUAUUCAAGUCAUGCAUAAUUCAGCAAUAAAUCUAUAUUCUUUACACAUAGCGUUGCGGUACGGCUG